AUGAAAGGUGUACGAUGUGCACCCAAAAAGGGAUGGUUGGCCUUUGGAGUAAAAUUGAGGUGCGGUGACGCCAAAAAGAUAGAAUUUAGGAAGAAGAAAAGUAAUGGCUGGGACAGCAUUAAUUUGUGGGUGAAGUUGGUGAUGGCAAAAGAGUGGAAACAUAAUUGCUAUCGGUUUACAUCCGUACAGAAGGAGGGAUCCAUGGUUGAGGAAUCAAAGACAGGUGGGGUGGAGAAAUCGAGUCAUGGUGAGGGUGAGUAA
Molecule: messenger RNA, 261 nt
Organism: Sphenostylis stenocarpa
Lineage: Eukaryota; Viridiplantae; Streptophyta; Magnoliopsida; Fabales; Fabaceae
Source: the annotation of a GenBank genome assembly